This is a messenger RNA of Drosophila bipectinata, 2318 nucleotides long. RefSeq names its product Neprilysin-like 9 (gene Nepl9). Gene Ontology annotation, cellular component: plasma membrane. Gene Ontology annotation, biological process: proteolysis. NCBI's taxonomy places the organism in Eukaryota, Metazoa, Arthropoda, Insecta, Diptera, Drosophilidae. The record is from RefSeq and is a predicted model, not a curated record. Gene Ontology annotation, molecular function: metalloendopeptidase activity.
ACGAGCGGAUCACAAUAAAAUAGAAAUAAAAUGCUCUGGAAGAAUCAGUUUAUUUUCCUAUCUAUAGUAAUUCAUUUAGUAAAAUCGGAAAAUAAUGCGGAACCGGAAGAGCAAACUGAAACCGAAAUCGAAACGGGCCAAUUCUUCAGUCACCUUUAUAAGAAAAAUCUACGCCAUAUGGUGAAAAUAAAGAACGAUUCGUUGGAUCCAUGUGAUGAUUUUUAUGCCCAUGCCUGUGGUAAUUUCGACCAAGCCACGGAUGACGAUCCAGAUGAUUCGCUGCCUCCAUAUUUGUACAACAAGCAGGAUAGGAUGACCUUCUUUCAGGCUGAAGUGGGAAAUUUUUUUACCAUACCGGGCCGAUUGGUCUCUCAACUUUAUCAGGAGUGCCGACAGAGGGGAGAGAGUCAUGUGUUCAGUGUCCAGUCUUCACAGUCCCACUGGGAGCAAUUGCUGACGGAGAUUCCCUUUCUUUCCGGGCACCAGGAUGUACUCUCCGCCUGGCCAUUUCUUCAACACCAGUGGGAGCGAAGACGUCUAAAUGGAAAACUCAAUUGGAUCGCCCUCUCGGCUCAACUAGCUGCCCAUGGGUUGCCCACACUCCUCAAUAUUUACUUUGCUUUGGACACCAUUUAUGUGAGUCCCAUCGAGGACCUGCCCUGUCCGAGUCUGCAGGGGUUUCAAGAUAGCCUGGCGGACACUCUGGUUGGACGCCAUCGUCAGGUUUCCCAUAUUGUUUCCCACGAAAUGAGGGUCCUGUGUCGUGGAAUGAGGGGUGAACUGCCAUUGGUGAGGAGCCUAACUAAGAAUGGUAGAACCACUACCCCGCCACCUGGUCAGGAGCAACUCAUCCUGGAUGAAAAUACUCUGGAGUACUUUCAGCACUUUUUUGCUGCCUUACAGUUUUCGAAGGAUCAACUAGAAAUGGCUAGAAAGUUACCACUUAAUGUGGACAAAAUCACAUUGGCCUGGGAAGUCCUAAGACAAACCGAACCUAGGAUAGUUUAUAAUUAUGUGAUGUGGCAGGCCAUGGAACACUUACGCUAUCCCGACUGCUAUAAGCUGUCCGAGGAAUUCGAGAGACUGGUUCACUCAGAGUACUGGCAAUGGUAUGUUUUCAAGCCUCAUCUUUCAAGGGAUGUGGCUUUGGCAGCCUAUCAGCUUCACACCACGAGAUUUCAGCAGAAGAGAAGAUCCUCACUUUCUCGAAGGGAUUGGUAUGGCCGUCUGUUGCCUGCCUCAGUGGAAAAAAAGGAACUACAAGUGGCCCGAAUCCUCCAGGCUUAUGCCCAAAGUUAUUUAAAUAUUACGGAACUCAACGAAUACUAUAGGGGACUAGAAUUCAGGGAGAACUCUUUCCAUGGAAAUCUAUUGAUCCUUCGAAAGGCUCAACUACUUCAUAGUUUUUCAUCCGUUUAUGUAGAUGAAGAGGAUGUCAAUCAGCCAGCCUAUUUCCUGAGGCACUUUCUGCACUUUGUGAUACUCUCCCUUCACCGUCCAACUUAUCACUAUUAUGCCACCCAGGGACUAGAGCUCUGGAGACAGUCCAAGCUCCUGUUGGACACGGAUGGCAAGUACACCGCUCUUGAUUGUUUGGAGAGACAAACACUCCAGAACUAUGACGCUGAAGCAGCUCCCAUUUACCGCCAACUUAGCUCGGAGGAAAUAGAGGAUAUCUUCCAUUUUUAUCGAUCCUUUCAAGCCUCCCUCUGGGAUUACAAGUUUUGGUUGCAAGGCGAGCGAUUUGCCUUCGCAGAGACCUUUGUUCUGGACUACUUUGGCCUUGAUCCCCACAGGAUACUGUUCUAUGCGGUGGCUCAGCAAAUGUGCAAUCGCCAGACUGAUAUUUUUAGGGCCCAACUGAACAGAGGAUAUAUGAACAUGCCCCAGUUCCAGGAGGCCUUCAAGUGUGGAGUCGAUAAGCCCAUGAAUCCGCCUGCCAGGUGUAUGAUUAAUAUGUGUGAAAAUAAUUAAAACGUGAUUAAGAUUUAAGGGAAUUAAAUUAUAAGACUAAAUAUUUAAAAAUAUGAAUCUGCUUUUAUUUUCAUCACAGUGAUGCCUUCAUCAUGCUAUUUUUGGUGAAGUGUAAAUAUAAAUUUUAAUCCAUCUAAAUAGUGUUUCCACUUUAUAAGCUUACACAUGUACUCUUCAAAUUUUAUUAGAAAGGCUAUAAAUAUUUUAAUGGUUUUGACAAUAUUACCAAUCUGAGGCGCACAUGUCGUCAAAGGCGUGAAAUGUACGUCCAUCUAACCAUUAAUUCGCAUUUUGUUUGACAUUCCAUAGAGUUGAUUUUAGAAAAUAAAGUAUAUGCUUUGGCA